GUUGGUAUGGCCAGGCGGUCGGCCUCAGACCGCCGCGCGCGGUGCCCCGACCCCAGCCUCCAAUGGCCGCCGCUGGAGACUGCACCGUGGCAGCGGGCGCUAGCACCGAGAGACUGCGACGCGCCAGUCGGAGAUAGCACCGGGCGCCGGGUGUGGCGCGAUUGUUGGGACGGUGGGAAGCAGUGCAGGGGAGAGAAGACAGCAGUGCUGGGGGUUGUGGGAAGCAGUGCAGCAGUGGGAAGCCGAACGACGGAGUGGUGAUCGAAUUAUAUAACCCUUUCCGUGGACUUUGAGGAGUGACACACAAGAUCAGAGCUAUGGUUUUCAAUAGUUUGGCCGCAAAUAAAUCGCACCUGCGCACGGCGGUGAUCAUAUUUGUGGCAGCCUGCAUUCUACUCAUCGUUUUGAUAACUACUGGUGUGGUUACCUCACCGUUCAAGGCCCGAGGCCGGGUAUGGCUGUUCCGCUCGGAGAGCUCCCGGUCCGCGGUGGAUGAGCUGCCGGAGGAGGAGAGUACCUGCGACUGUGUCUGGAGGAUCGGCUGCCCAAAGUUCCGCUGGCAGACCAACUUCACGUCACCCAUCUACCGCUGCGGCUAUGAAGUGAUGACCGAGAGCCUGGUAUCGCAGUGUCUGCGAGCUAGGGAGGCGUCCCGGGGCCGCGCCUUUAAACUGCACAUAGCCGGCCACGUACGGGAGGCAUUUCUGGCCGACUACCUGCGCGGGCGACUUAUCGCUACAACUGACAAAGAGGGCUGUCAGCUGGUCAAAGCCCCGGCCACGCCAAAGAACUUUGACUCCGACCAAGUGCCAUACUACACCGUGAAACUGCCAAAGGGAAGCGACUACUGCGAGAUGUCCUACAGCCGGCAGGGAAUGACGAUGGACUACAGGUUCAUUGGUCAGAUGGGUGAGGACGUGUUCAGCUACGUCAACCACCUGACGGCCGACUGUGCGGAGCACGGCUGCGAGGGCGACAUCCUGAUCAUGUCGGGCGGCAUCGGGGAGCUGCUGAACUCCACCCUGCUGGACAGCUUCACCGGCGUCAGGAAAUUCCAGCGGGGAUACGAGCGUCUUCUGCCAAUGCUGAUCAGCUUGGUUCAGAAUUAUCGGAUGGAGGUGGUUUGGAAGAUCCAUGAACCGGUGACCGACGAACUGAUUCCGGAAAACUCCAUGGUCCGGAACGACCUGCUGCAGGAGUAUAACGCGCUCAUCAUGGAACAGACGAUGAUGACGCCGGUGCAGGUAUGGACCUCGCACAUGCUGAUGAAGCUGCACCACAUCGAGGACUGCGACAGGAGGUCCAACAGCACCACCAUCAACGAGGACAGCUGGCGCUGCGAGGAGGAAUUCGUGGCCGGAGACAGGUGCCACGACGAGUACUUUGACACCAUCUUCAACAAGGUGUGCGACAAGGCCAUCGCCAUGCCGGAGAACCCGUGCUGCAGUGCAUAAAGUCUAAGUGUGUGAUAAGAUGUAGGAGAGCGAUAUUAGGAGAAGGGACUUAAGUGGGUCAGCGGGGACAGAUAAAAGUGAUAGGACACUGCAUCAGGUGGAGAUUGUGUACUUGUAUAGUGUAGCGCUGUCCUAUAUGCAAAACCACUGUCUAGCCCCUGUGAUUAACGGUGUGGAUAUUUUGUCUAAUGACCUAAAAUAGUCGUUUGGGAAAUUUUCAUCGGCCUUGGCCUUGAUUCAUAAGCAUCAGACAGAAUGAGCAGGGCAUUGACAAAGAACAUCAUCAAAAGCUCAGAUAGGCAAGAUGAAGAUUUUUACUCUUAUACACUGUACCUACACUGUUACGGACAAUCUAACCUAUUUCAUUUAAUUGGCUGUUAUUUGUGUUUUUUAUGUAGCGUCAUGGCUUGCUUUUUUACUUUAGGUAAUGUGUGGGUAAUAGGUAUGCCUGCAAGCAUAUUUAUUUGUUUUUGCGCAAUAAAAGUCAGUUGCAAUAUACGGUGGAGGUCAAUUAUGUAGAACCCAUAUGGGGAAACAAAAUGCCCCUAUUCGAAGCAAAUGCGAGAUCGCUAAUAUCGAAUGCAGUUCGCUGAAAUUGAUUGAAAAGAUGCCUAUUUGAGGUGCAACAAUGUGCAUUUUCGCUUGAUGAUGAAAUAUUACUCGUCAGACUCCGAUAAUAAUUGUAGAUAGGUAAGUACAUAGAUAUUUGAAACGAAGCUGACUGCCAAGAUGAACGAGAAGGUGGUUGUAAAUUGUUGAUCGCAUUCUUUGUGUGCAAUAAAUGCAGGCCUACAUGC
Messenger RNA from Amphibalanus amphitrite, 2251 nucleotides. RefSeq lists its product as uncharacterized. The transcript has 7 exons. The coding region runs from base 318 to 1454 and encodes 378 amino acids. The record is from RefSeq and is a predicted model, not a curated record. NCBI's taxonomy places the organism in Eukaryota, Metazoa, Arthropoda, Thecostraca, Balanomorpha, Balanidae.